Panicum hallii is the source of this 1157-nucleotide messenger RNA. RefSeq lists its product as uncharacterized. Bases 1 to 918 code for a protein of 305 amino acids. The transcript has 5 exons. Lineage: Eukaryota; Viridiplantae; Streptophyta; Magnoliopsida; Poales; Poaceae. The record is from RefSeq and is a predicted model, not a curated record.
AUGGAGAGGGCAGUGCCGGUGCGGAAGACGCACGCCUCGACGGCGGGCCUGCUCGCCUGGUCGGAGGAGGGCUCCGCCGCGGCGGCCGCCACCCCGUCUCCCGCCUCGCGCCCCUGCCUCAAGCCGGCCGGUGGGAUCACGCCCGCGAUGUUUGGCGCGCCGGUCACCGAGCACGAGGCCGAGGAUCUGAGCAAGAGGAAAAUGUGCUCUGGCUCAAAGAUGAAAGAAAUGACUGGGAGUGGAAUAUUUGCUGCGUCUGGUGGAACUGAUAAUUUUGAGUCUGGUUCUGGUGCAGCAAAUCCUCCUAACAAAACUACUUUGAGGAUGUAUCAGCAAACUGUCACUGGCAUGAGUCAGAUAACAUUUAGUGCAGAGGGAAGUGUGUCCCCCAAGAAGCCAUCCUCAUUGCCUGAGGUGGCCAAGCAACGAGAGCUUAGUGGCACCCUGGAGAGUGAAGCUGCUUCUAAAACGGCAAAGCAGAUCUCAGAAUCGAAGAGCAAGGAGCUGAGUGGGAGUGAUAUCUUUGGACCACCCCCUGAGGUUCCUGCUAGGCCCUUGGCUGCUCGCAAUCUGGAGCUGCGAGGAAACUUGGAUUUUGCACUUCCACAGCCAAGAAGCAUUCACACAUCAGUUAAAGUGUCCAAUCCUGCUGGAGGUCGGAGCAACAUCGUUUUCGGCGAGGAACCAGUGGUCAAGACAGCAAAAAAGAUUCACGAUCAGAAAUUCCACGAGCUGACUGGAAACAACAUCUUCAAAGAAGAUGCUCCCCCUGGCUCCGGUGAGAAGGCCCUGAGCACGGCGAAAUUGAGGGAGAUGAGUGGCAGCAACAUCUUCGCCGACGGAAAGGUGGCUUCCCGGGACUACUUUGGCGGCGUCCGGAAGCCUCCUGGUGGUGGGAGCAGCAUUGCGUUGGUCUAGGAUCUCGUCUCAUCAGUCUGUAGCGGCCAGUGUGGCAACCGGACAAUGCUACUGUUUUAGUAGCAUUGCAUCACUCUUGGCUUCAUUCUAGAUGAAGCAUAACUUUAUUCUGUGUGUGUGUGUUUGCAUCUUUAACUUCUGAAUUGGUUGUGUUUAAUUAGCGGACCGCUUCUUUUAAGCUACACUUGUGUGUGCCGUGUGCAUUUUAAAUAGAGUAGACCUACAUGCUGCUUCACUCA